AUGUCAGCAACAAUCAACAAGGUUCAACAUUCACAACAAUUAUAUCGACCAAAACUCAAAACUUCAUUUUCCAACCCAUUCCCAUUCAAAAGUGUUUUUCAUGAAUCACCAAAGUGUCAAUCAACAACAUUUCACAUUCCUCAAGAAGAAGACGAAAAUUCGUUUUCAAAACCGAUCAACAAAAAUAACAUGUCAAAAUCAAAUACUUUCUCAUCAUUCUCAUCGAUAUUUUCGAAUUCGAGGUCCAAUAAAUUCUUUAACCGCCGCCGUUCAGAAGUUUAUGGAGAAAAAGAUGAAUUUACCAAUGGAUGUUUUGGUUCCCUGAGCACUUUAGGUUCAAAAAUACGGUAUAAAUUGCAUAAUACUUGGUUCUUAGUUAAAACGAAAUGUAAAAGGAGAAUUCAUAAGAAAAGAUCAAUCAAAGAUGAAUGGAGUUCCAAAGCCAGAACAUUAAAUCAAUUAUAA
Molecule: messenger RNA, 465 nt
Organism: Funneliformis geosporum
Lineage: Eukaryota; Fungi; Glomeromycota; Glomeromycetes; Glomerales; Glomeraceae
Source: the annotation of a GenBank genome assembly